Molecule: messenger RNA, 2588 nt
Organism: Nannospalax galili (Upper Galilee mountains blind mole rat)
Lineage: Eukaryota; Metazoa; Chordata; Mammalia; Rodentia; Spalacidae
Gene: Suds3
Product: SDS3 homolog, SIN3A corepressor complex component
Exons: 12
Coding region: 164-1150 (328 amino acids)
Biological process (GO): negative regulation of transcription by RNA polymerase II
Cellular component (GO): Sin3-type complex
Molecular function (GO): histone deacetylase binding
Source: RefSeq, a predicted model, not a curated record
GCCCCAGUUGCCGAGCGCGGGCGCUGGGGGCGGAGCUCGGCGCCGACGGAGACGGAGACUGGGUGGCCGUGACUUCCUCUCGGUGAGGUGGGGGCUGUCCGGACCUCAGGCAGGCGGCCGCGAUCUCCGCGGGACACGCUGCGCUGCGGCGCGAGGCGGCGACAUGAGCGCCGCGGGUCUGCUGGCUCCGGCGCCCGCCCCGGCUGCAGCGCCGCCGGCCCCGGAGUACUACCCCGAGGACGACGAGGAGCUGGAGAGCGCCGAGGACGACGAGCGCAGCUGCCGGGGCCGCGAGUCGGACGAAGACACUGAGGAUGCCAGUGAAACCGACCUGGCGAAGCACGAUGAAGAAGACUACGUGGAAAUGAAGGAGCAGAUGUACCAGGACAAGCUGGCUUCUCUGAAGAGGCAGCUGCAGCAGCUACAGGAAGGUACGUUACAGGAAUAUCAGAAGAGGAUGAAAAAGCUGGACCAGCAGUACAAAGAGAGGAUUCGCAAUGCAGAACUCUUCCUCCAGCUGGAAACAGAACAAGUGGAAAGAAACUAUAUUAAAGAGAAGAAAGCAGCUGUGAAGGAGUUUGAAGACAAGAAGGUUGAGCUGAAGGAGAAUCUGAUUGCUGAGCUGGAGGAGAAGAAGAAAAUGAUUGAAAAUGAAAAGCUGACCAUGGAGCUAACUGGAGAUUCUAUGGAAGUGAAACCCAUCAUGACCAGAAAGUUGCGGAGACGACCAAAUGAUCCUGUCCCGAUUCCAGACAAGAGGAGAAAGCCUGCACCUGCUCAGCUAAAUUAUUUGUUAACAGAUGAACAGAUCAUGGAGGAUCUGAGAACCUUAAACAAGCUUAAGUCACCCAAGAGACCAGCAUCCCCAUCCUCUCCCGAACACUUGCCUGCAACACCUGCAGAGUCUCCGGCCCAGAGAUUUGAGGCUCGGAUAGAAGAUGGCAAGCUGUACUAUGAUAAAAGAUGGUACCACAAGAGCCAGGCCAUCUACCUAGAGUCAAAGGAUAACCAGAAACUGAGCUGUGUGAUCAGUUCAGUCGGAGCCAACGAGAUCUGGGUGAGGAAGACGAGCGACAGCACCAAGAUGAGAAUCUACCUGGGCCAGCUUCAGCGUGGGCUCUUCGUGAUCCGCCGGCGGUCAGCGGCUUGACUUUCCAAGGUCUUCCUCUUCCCUUGACCUUAUUCUGGAGUGGUUUUUAUUUUUGUUUUGUUUUCUUCUUGGUAGAAAAUUCAUAACUGUGACUAGCUACUUGGCCUUGGGCACGGAGAGCACCGUGCGGAUUCUUCAAGGCAUUUACCUGGCUGACCACGUCCAUCUUUGUGCCGUCCUUUCCUGCCUUGACCUUCUUCCAAAAAUCAGUCACCAGGAGACUCUAACUUUAGGAAUACUUCCCUUUCAUUUCUUUAUUUUUUGCUUUUUUUUUUUUUUUAAACCUCCUUUGCGUUUGAAGGGAAGCUUGUUUUAAUAAUUAUCUUUGGGUUUUUCUACUAUGAGGAGCAAGACGGGAUACACUGUGCCGUGCAUUUUCCUGUUUGAAUCUGAUUAGUGGAUCGCAUAGCUCUUCCCUUGUCUUGCCUAAUUCACUGUUUUCCCAGAAGCAUGGGGCAGGAGAUGAAUUCUUCUGGCUCUCGACCUUCUUGGAGAAAUAAAUGCUUUGUAACAUCUGCCUCAUGCCAUCUACUGCACUGACUGAAUGUGAACGAUGGAACAUUCACCCUGGAGACUGCAUCCAAUGAAUGGAGCUGGGAGAGAGCCCUGCCUGUUCCUACUGUGCUGAAGUUACCAUGCUCUAAAUGUUAUUUAAUGCAAGUGAUUUAUUCAGACACAUUUUUUCCUCGCUCAGGGUGAAACAAGAAGUGGUAAUUUCAGAAGAUUUCAUUUGUAAUUCCUGUCUCUUUCCAGCUCUCAAGUAGUUAGAAGUAUCACAAGCCCCAGGCAGGCCAUCGGCAUUCUCUCAUAGGUGGGGUGACAAGGUGGGUUGUUGGCGAUAACCAGAAGUCUGUAGCUUCAUUAUAAUCUGUGUAUCACUCUUGUUGCUGGGUCCAUUGCUGUACUUGGACUGUUCCACACCGAAGAACCCCCAGGCUCCCAGGAGAUCUGGCCCAUGUUGGAGAGGGCUGUGCCAUGCUGCUGCCAAGUCUGCUGCUCUUCCUCCUGAGUCCCAGGGAAACAGCCUGUCCUGCACCCUCUGUUUCUCUCUCAGUCCCUGUAUUGGAGAAGCGGUUCACAGGGUGGUAGGUUCUUUGUCCUCCAUUCACCAUCUUGAGAUGUGUAAAGAUCUGGGGUUAGAGUAACUGUAAGCAUCUCUUUGAGCAGUCGGGCCGUCCACACCUUAGGAACUUUUUGUAAAUAAUCCUUUUGGUCUCGACCUCUUGGACUCUGUUCAUAUGCCUCUUGAUACAGAUAGCCCACAGCAAGUCACCAUCUAAGUUCUAGGUUUCACAGAGACCAAACUUUUCUGACUCAGAGGAAGGACUUGUACAGACGUAUUUUUGUUCUAAUUCAUGUCCAUAUUCAUUUGAAGUUACCAUGUUGGAGUUUUUUAGAAAAGAGGAUAAACGAUGACGUUUAUUAAAAGUUGCCCAGA